Megachile rotundata (alfalfa leafcutting bee) is the source of this 1559-nucleotide messenger RNA. RefSeq lists its product as uncharacterized. NCBI's taxonomy places the organism in Eukaryota, Metazoa, Arthropoda, Insecta, Hymenoptera, Megachilidae. The record is from RefSeq and is a predicted model, not a curated record.
AUGAAAUUAAAACUGUAACUUGAAACUUUAAAAUGAACCUGAAACUGUAACUUAAUUCUUACUCAUUAAUUUCCUUGUCCAAAUUAUAAGUCUUACAAUUUCCGAAAACAUGAAAAAAGGUGCAUCAAAGAAACAUGUUACCACAUCCAAACAAAACCUUUAUGAAAAACCAUAUGGAUUCUGUUGCGAUAUCAAAGAAGAUGCUCCGAGAUCAUUGUCCAAACAGCGAAUUUAUAUGCCACCAUUCCUUUCAACCGGUAAACCUAAUGAAGGUCCUGAUAUUAAAUUUCGCAUUCACGAAGAGGAUGUUACAUCUGCCGCUCUACGUGCUGCUCAAAGAAGUGGACAAAGAGGUCGAAGAAGUUCAAAGAGACAACCCUUUGGAAUUGGAAUUGGACUACCAGGUAUGAGGUACGGUGGACAUCGACAACGUGGAGGUGCAAAUAAUUCAAGAACCGAUUUGGGAGAAACUGUUCCUGAACGAAUGGUAUGUCAACGAUGCAGAGGACCAUUACAAUGGUAUCUGGAAGAUGAAAUAGCCGUUGCUCGCGACUUCAUGAUAAAUAGAAGAAUAGAAGACUAUAAUGCUGAAAUGGAUAGAAACGUAAAAAUCGCUAAAAAAAAAGAAAAACAUAGAAGACAACGUAAGACAGUAAAAAAGAAACAAAGCGAAGAGAAAGAAGAAUCAUAUGAAAACGAAGAAAAAACUUAGAAAAAAUAUUAAGUCUAUGAAAUUUUACUGUUAUUUAAAUAAAAUAUAAUUUUUUCAAUUAAGAUACUUCUCUUUGUUCGUUGUACUGUAUUUAGCAUUGAACAUUUUUGAACUCGUAUUAGAAAAUAUAUAGUUUAUUCGAAUAGAAAUGUUUACAUAAUCUCAUGUUGAAGAACGCAAUACUGUGAAUAUGCUACUCAAAAGUUUUAUAUGAUAAAGUUUCGUAGCGCUAAAAAUUUUUAUAAAGCUACAACGCACGCAUAUAUGUAUGUAUGUUUAUAUAUAAGUAUUUAAUGAAGAAUAAACGGAACUAACAUUGUCGUGUCUAUUCGCAAAAGUAACACUUUUAUGUAGCCGGUUUCUAUCAUUCUUGUUUUCUUCUUCUUCGAAGAGAGUACAUAAUUGUUUUUCUUUGUUAUAUUCGUUCAAUAAAAUUAUUUACAGACGUUAGGUACUAUUUUAUAGGAGUAUGAUUCAUCAAUACUCAAGGAACGGAAAAUGAAAAGCUGUGAGAAUUUGCAAAAAUUUAUAUUGUCAUCAUAAAUUAUUAGAAAAAAUUAUACAUGCUUGGACGCGACAAUAAUUUGUCAUGAGACUUACCGGCAUUAUAAAAAGAAAAGUUUUAUUUUUGUUUAUAAAAUUUUGCAUAAGUGAGUAAUACAUAGUUAUUUGUUGAAGUUUUGUAACAUAGUCCGUUUCUUGAGCACUAACACUGACAUACAAUGUGUGUUCAGUAUGUUAAGAUAGUACAAAAGUAAUAACUAGAAGACAAUUGCGAAUCUUAUCACAAUAUUGCAAUAAAGUCUCAUGGAAAAAAUAUCGCAUUAUUAGUUAACAAUAUCACUAU